Molecule: messenger RNA, 2580 nt
Organism: Cajanus cajan (pigeon pea)
Lineage: Eukaryota; Viridiplantae; Streptophyta; Magnoliopsida; Fabales; Fabaceae
Product: putative glycosyltransferase At5g03795
Molecular function (GO): glycosyltransferase activity
Source: RefSeq, a predicted model, not a curated record
UGUCGGACAUAUUCGCGUGCAGGUUCCUUAAUUUACUCAAAUCUUCCAUUGCUUCGUUCCUUCCUUCGUCUCUUUCCUGUCACAUGUUAUUUCCUUAAACGAAAUAGAUACUCACAUUCACAAAUCCCAUUACCUUCGUACGUCCUUUGUCGCUUCAUUACACCCUACUACGUUUUUCUAACCAAAUGAUUAGAGGAUCGUCUCUUUCACAUCCCCAUUGAAAACCUUCACAAAAGUUAUUCACUUUUCUCGGUUAAUUUCAAUGGGCUUUCUUCAAUUUCUUCUACGGAUCUCUCUACGGGUGAGGAGCUAGCCACUCUUGCUUCCUUUUCUGAGAUCGUCACAUGGAUCGGAGGUUUAGAUUUCUGUGUCAGCCAGAAACUACGAGAUUAGUUUCACUCAUUGGAAUAACAGUGGCUAUAGUAUUAAUGGUUCAGUAUUCUGAACUUCCAACUACUAAAUUAUUAUCUUCUCUUACUACCAAGAUUACUACUUUCGCAAUGGAUGCAUCUACGCUUAAUUCUAAAGUGGAGGGUAACAAUAUGUACCUAAAUGGUUCAAAUUCAAACUCUACGCAUGGGUUGGAAGAAACAAAAAUUAGUCCUCAGGCCUCCCUUUCAGGACUUGAUGGUGUUGUCAAUUUUACAACCAGAGAUGAUGGUUCUCCAAUUGCUAGUGUUCAGGGAAGAUCACAACCUAUGGUGCCAUUGCCCAAUAGAACAUCCUUAGAUUCAGGAACGGAUCCCGGUAGUCCUUUGGCAUCUAACACUUCAGAUGCAACUUCAAUGAAAUCCAAUGCCAACGAUCCAGUUUACAAUGAUGGAAACUCAGGUUCUUUGCAAGGUAGUAGUAAUUCGACAUUCAAUAGUGGUAAGCAAGGGACUGCAAAGAGUUCCAAAAAGAAGCCAUCUAUAGUAGUUUCAAUAUCUGAGAUGAACUUGCAGUUGCAGCACAAUCAUGAUUCUUCCCAGCUAGUGAAACCAGCAAGGUCUUCAGCUGUUGAAAUGGAAAUAUUUCGUGCAAAAUCAGAGAUUUUAAAUGCACCCAUUAUUAUGAAUGAUUCAAGACUUUACUCACCUUUAUACAGGAAUGUCUCCAUGUUCAGAAGGAGUUAUGAACUAAUGGAGAAGAUUCUCAAAGUUUUCAUCUACCAGGAUGGAGACAGACCAAUCUUUCAUGAGCCCUUGCUGGAUGGAAUAUAUGCAUCUGAAGGAUGGUUCAUGAAAUUAAUGGAGGCAAACAAACAGUUUGUCACAGGAGACCCUGGGAAGGCUCACUUGUUUUACAUACCUUUCAGUUCAAGAUUGUUGCAGCAAACUCUCUAUGUGCCUAAUUCACACAAACGUUCAAACUUAAUUGAGUACAUGAAAAGUUACGUGAACAUGAUUGCUGCAAAGUAUCCUUUCUGGAAUAGAACUUCAGGAGCAGAUCACUUUGUUGUUGCUUGCCAUGAUUGGGCUCCUGCAGAAACAAGAGGGCGUAUGCUUAGUUGCAUCAGGGCCCUCUGCAAUGCUGACAUUGAAGUAGGAUUCAAGAUAGGCAAGGAUGUUUCUCUUCCAGAAACAUACAUAAGGUCAAGUGAGAAUCCUGUCAAAAAUAUAGGAGGCAAUCCUCCUUCUGAGAGGCCUAUCUUGGCUUUCUUCGCAGGAGGUUUGCACGGUUACGUUCGACCAGUUCUGUUGGAGCACUGGGAGAACAAAGAACCUGACAUGAAAAUAACUGGUUCCUUGCCACAUGUCAGGGGUAAUAAAAACUACAUCCAGCUCAUGAAGAGCAGCAAGUUCUGCAUCUGUGCAAGAGGUCAUGAAGUUAAUAGUCCCCGUGUGGUGGAAGCUAUAUUCCAUGAGUGCAUUCCAGUUAUCAUAUCUGACAAUUUUAUUCCUCCUUUGUUUGAGAUUUUGAACUGGGAAUCUUUUGCUGUGUUUGUAACGGAGAAAGACAUCCCUAAUUUGAGGAACAUACUGCUGUCCAUCUCUGAAGAAAGAUACUUAGAGAUGCAUAAGAGGGUUAAAAAGGUACAAGAGCAUUUUCUCUGGCAUGCUGAACCUGUAAAGUAUGAUUUGUUUCAUAUGCUUCUUCAUUCAAUUUGGUACAAUAGACUUUUCCAUAUAAGUCAGCCAUGAUCAUGUAUCAAUUUUGUAGAAAACUCAUUGUGUAGGAUUGAUAACUUUAUGAUGGGUAGAUUGUAUGAGUUCACAAAUGAAGCAAGAAGAAUAUGAUUAGAGAAAAAGUCCAUGCAUUCUACAGGGUAAUAUCUACCCCUAGAGAAAAGAAUGCAUAAUAGUUUUUCGAGCAUAAUAUUAUUGUUUGGUCGUGUAGUGAAAUCAUGGAGAUCUUUGUCUUUAUUACUUUUUGAGGUAUUUGGCCAAAGCAUAGAGUGCUUGUAAUGUGACAGUAGAACAGAAAAUCACUUAUUUUAGAAACGGCAAGGAAUUGACACUACUCAUGGGAAGCAAAAGCAAGUACAAAAGAAAUUUAUGGCUUUGAUGAUUUUAGAUUUUCUGCAUUUGUGUACGUAAAGAAAAGGGGAGAGUUGAUGAACUGCUUAUAAAUGGAGAAGCAACUCAAGCACUUGAUCAA